This is a messenger RNA of Ornithodoros turicata, 2701 nucleotides long. RefSeq names its product prolactin-releasing peptide receptor-like. Gene Ontology annotation, biological process: G protein-coupled receptor signaling pathway. The record is from RefSeq and is a predicted model, not a curated record. Gene Ontology annotation, cellular component: plasma membrane; neuron projection. Gene Ontology annotation, molecular function: neuropeptide Y receptor activity; neuropeptide binding. NCBI's taxonomy places the organism in Eukaryota, Metazoa, Arthropoda, Arachnida, Ixodida, Argasidae. The transcript is spliced from 4 exons. The coding region runs from base 362 to 1654 and encodes 430 amino acids.
UGUUCUGGGCCGCGCCAGUCCCAUCCGAAAAGACCUCCGCUUUCCGGUCGUUGACAGGCUCGGACUGGAUUGCCAGCCCUUUCGACUGAGCGACACAAUGUCGACCACUCAUCCAGCAGCACGUGCUCUCUGCAGUCCAACACUGGAGAGCAACGCGUAAAGGUUGCCAAUGUCAAAGAUGACAGCCUCAUAACCAGAGCAGGCACGGAAGUCUUGGAAUCCCUCGGUGGCAGACUGCUGUAAUUUGGCGUGGCAUUAUCGAAAAAUGUCUGCGAGAGCUACGUAGAGGCAAUCUGGACGAUCACAAACAACACUGCAGCAGUGGCAGCAGCAAAGACUUGCUAUUGUGGGCAAGAGGACCAUGACAUUACCACUAGUGCCAGGCAUGAAUAUCAACGUGUUGCUUCAGCUUCCACUGACUUCUCAUUUCGAGAACCUCACGCUGGAGCUCAACAACUACAGCGCUCCUGUACAAAAUCAAACACAGUACCACGCCACUGUCAUCAACGAUUACAUCACCAGCAUCCCCGCUGUGAAGGCAUUCUUCUACUGUAUCUACAUCCUCAUCUUCGUUGUGGGCAUCUGUGGCAACGUGCUUGUCUGCUACGUCGUGUUUCGCAACAAGUCUAUGCAGACGGUGACUAACUUCUUCAUCACCAAUCUUGGACUGUCGGACAUCCUGUUAUGUACACUAGCCGUACCCUUCACCCCACUGUAUCAAUUCAUGCGGAAGUGGGUCUUCGGUCGCGUACUAUGCCACCUAGUCCCUUACGCGCAGGGCGUCAGUGUCUACAUCUCCGCCUUCACACUGAUGGCGAUCGCCAUCGACCGCUUCUUCGUCAUCAUCUACCCUUUCAAGCCGCGGCUUCAAGUGAAGAUAUGUCUAGUUAUCAUCGUGUCUAUCUGGCUGACAGGUGCCUUACUCACGUUGCCGUACGGUAUCUUCAUGCACUUGACACCGGACCCUGACGAUGGAGGACGGUAUUACUGUGAGGAAAAGUGGCCCGACGAAGAGAGCCGCCGCACCUUCAGUUUUUCCACGAGCACACUGCAGUUUGUGGUGCCUUUCAGCAUUAUCAGCUUCUGCUACAUGCGGGUCUGCUGCAAGCUGCGCGACCGCGCACGCGCGAAACCCGGCGCUAAAUCUGUAAAGAAAGAAGAACUGGAGCGCAAACGAACUCGCCGCACCAAUCGCAUGCUCAUUUCUAUGGUGGUCAUAUUUGGGGCAUCAUGGCUGCCCCUGAACCUGUACAACCUGGUCAUGGACUUCUUCAUCCAAGCUGCCACCUGGAAAUACGCAAACGCGUUCUUCUUUCUUUCACAUGCGGUUGCGAUGAGUUCCACGUGCUACAACCCGUUCCUGUACGCUUGGCUUAACGACAACUUUCGGAAGGAAUUCAAGCUCGUUCUGCCCUGCUUCAACACCACCCCAGCCCAACAGCCGUCGUCUUCACGAAGAACAAACAACCCCAAGGCAGACCGUACCUACUGCAACGGCCACGAAACGGCACAGGAAACCCUACUCCCUCAGCACAGCCCACCGGAAGAGAAGGACCGUGUCCCCACCCCGUCUUCAGUGCCCGUCGUACAUUACGUCUCCGAAACGGACACUGUCAAACUGCAGAUAUGCAGCGACGCCAAAGAAGACGUGUGAGGUAUGAACGCCAAAACGCCGUUGUUGUCUUUGCUGUCUUCGUGUGUGGAACCGCCAAGUUUACCCUCGUCACGUCGUACUUUUCUCGAUGUGAGUGCAACGCCAUUUCGUUCUUCUUUUCGCACUGUCACAGACCAUAGGAAAUGCUGGACUGUGACCUCCCGCUUCGUAUCGAGAAAAAGAAACAGACAAAACAAUGGUACAAUACCUGCUUGACCACCUCUGUGUAAAAGUGACCGAGCCUGUGAACAAACAAAAUAUUCCACGUGAGAGGAAAAAAAAAAGUAUGGGCUACACGUGCUCAAGUCAUGUGUCCUUGUGCUGGUACCGUGGUUCUUCGGGAACUCCUACCGAAAAGGGCGGAUUGUCUCAGUGUUCUGGCCGUCCUCCAGCGUGUGUCUCAGAGGCUGAAGCAAGCACCCAGAUACCAGGAGCUCGACACCAGUACAAAUCCCCCUUCCCGGUGUUUCGAUAUCAUUGCUCCUUCGACGGUGCCCUCGUAUGGUGAGCGUAUGUCAUGUUGACAUCCCCACAUCGUAUGUGUAAACGCACUUCCAUAUAACCUCCAGGUCGACGCGUAACCCAAUGAACACAUUUCUUUAAUAUCAAGCACAGCAUGCAUUUAUCGCGCUCUUUUCUUUUUUUUUUUUUUUCCGUACCAAGCCCCCCUUCAAUUGGGUGGCCAAUCCGUCUGGUUCCACCUCUCCCACGUGGAGCUCGUGUUCCUCUGGUACUGCCUUUCGAAAGUAUUGUUCAGCCUUUGCUAAAGGACAUUGUAGUGUAUCCCAUGUACAUACGCAUAUACCCACACACGCAUGCACAGUUCCACGUUGGUAGGGGUCGACCCACGGGGCUACGGAUUAUGGAUCCACCCAGUUGAAGGUCGAUCUCGCCAUUGAGUAUUUUAAAUAUUGAACCUCAGAUCAAACCAGUGUAUCAAAUCUACCUUUAUGAUAUUUCGAUCUGUCCUUAUUGACAACAUUUGAUUCGUUAUAAAAUAAAUGUAACACGUAAGAAGCAUUAAUAAAGGUCGUAUAAACCCUCUGU